AUGGAGUUCUGCAUUUCAGCAAUAGCACCAGCUAUGCCCCAAUUCAACCUCUCUUUAGUCUCUUUUUCCCCUUCUUCUCCUUCACUUUUCAAGAAUGAUUUUCUUCAAUCCAAUAACAGACUAUUGUUCAAUCCUCUCAUGCAAUUACCAGUUCCAUCUUCCCGCCAAUUGUCUUUCCUACAAAACCCGCCCCACAAAUUAAGUUCGACCCGGUUUGUGGCAUCAGCAGCACCCGUCACUGUCGAUAGCACUGUAACUGACAAACUCCCUGCUGAUAUUCAAGUCACUGAAACCCCUGAACCAAAUUCUAGAGUAAGGUUGAGUGUUGAAGUUCCUGCUGAAGUAUGCGACGAUUGUUACCGAAGAGUCAUCAAAGAGUUUAUGAAGCGCGCAAAGGUCCCUGGGUUUCGUGCAGGGAAGAAUGUUCCAGAAAGCAUUCUCAUAGGUUAUGUCGGGAAGGAAACUGUUCAGAAGGCGACAAUUGAAUCUAUUCUGAAGAGAACUAUUCCACAUGCCAUGUCUUCGGUGAGCAAAAGAGCCUUAGAAGACUCAGUCCGCAUUUCAACAAAGUUUCCAGAGAUGGAAAAGACUUAUUCUUCUAUGAAAUCUCUGAGAUAUGAUGUUAUUGUUGAUGUGGCACCUGAAGUCAAAUGGAUACCUGAAAAUGGAUAUCAGAAUUUGAAGAUUGUUGUUGAGAUUGACAAAGAAAUAGAUGCUCAGACAGCUGCCGAACAGGAAUUAAGACGUCGACACAAGGCCCUCGGUGCACUAAGAAUUGUAACUGGCAGAGGACUUGAGGUAGGUGAUGUUGCUGUCCUUGAUAUAUCAGCAACAACAAUCGAGCAAGACGAAUCAGCUGCUAAAAGAAUACCAUCUGCUGAUAGUAAAGGGUUUCAGUUUGAUACAGAAGAUGGAGAUAAAAUUCUACCUGAUUUCCUGCACUCAAUUAUUGGAAUAAAACGUGGAGAAACAAAGUCUUUUCCAUAUGUAUUUCCUGAAUCGUGGAAACAAGAAGAUCUUCGCGGUGUCAGUGCUCAAUUCACAGUUGAAUGUAAAGAACUAUUCUACAGAGAUUUACCUGAACUAGAUGAUUCCCUUGCUGAUAGGAUUCUGUCUGGAUGCACCACCAUUGAAGAGGUGAAGGAAACGUUGCUGCAGAAAUUUCUUGAAGUGGAGCAAACAGCUAAGGAACAAGCAACGGACAAUGCCAUUCUAGAUCAAUUACAGAAAAUGAUCGAAGUUGAUAUUCCUCAAUCGUUGUUUGAGGAACAAGCCAGGCAGCUUUAUGGAGCCCAACUUUUGCAAAUACAGGCAAAUAUGAAACUCAGUGAACAACAAAUGGUGUCUUUAUCAAGUCCGAAGGCAGUGAAGGAGUUCAUGGAAAGCCAAAAAGAAAAUAUAGCUAGUAUUAUACAGCAGAAUAUAGCUGUUGGUGACAUAUUCAAACGUGAAAAUUUGCAGAUUUUAACAGAUGAGUUGGUCAAGGAGGUCGAGAACUCGAUUGCUGAAUUCAAACGUCAUAACCAAGAAUAUGACGAGGAGCGUGUAAGAGGACAGGUACAAGAAGUACUUGAGGGAGCAAAAGUGCUUGAAUGGCUGAGAGAGCGUGCAGAUAUACAAUAUAAAAUGAAGUGA
This is a messenger RNA of Fraxinus pennsylvanica, 1635 nucleotides long. The record is from the annotation of a GenBank genome assembly. NCBI's taxonomy places the organism in Eukaryota, Viridiplantae, Streptophyta, Magnoliopsida, Lamiales, Oleaceae.